AUGAAAAAUAAUUCAGAGAAUGUUCCAAUUUGGAACUCAAGACGUAGUGGUGGGAGAACUCUUGGUUGUCUUUUCGAUUUACCAAAUGAGCUAUUGACUAACAUAUUCGAAUUCAUGGUUCAAGAAGAUUUGACAAAAAUACUAAGCAUUUUGAAUGAAGUUCCGAAUAGAAAUGAUCGUAUUUUCCAAAUUGUAAAUGAUAUUUUCUAUUCAUCAAUUAUUAUCACAAACUAUUCAAAGGAUCAUUUUCAUGAGUUAGACGAAUUGAAAAGUAUAAUUCCAGCAUAUAAAGUAGACCGAAGUUUAUUCUGGCCAUUAGAAUUCAUUCUAUAUAAUGAGAUCGUUCCACAUUUGGCGUACGUCAAGAGAUCUAAAAGGGUAUAUUACGUGUUUGGAAACAGAAAUCCAGUAGAAUCUAUUCAUAAAGUUAUGAGGCAACUCUGUAAAUAUCUUAGUGAAGUUCCUAACGAAAUGAAGGAAAUUACGAGUGAAAUCAAUUUAUUGCUAAAUGUAUCACCUUCAUUUGAUACAGUUGAGGAGUUCAAACAAAACUUUCAAGAUUUAAAUAUUACAUUCUUGAAUCGUGUAAUCCGCCAUUCAACCGUGUUUAGUGAUCUUCGUCGAUUAAACAUAGUUGACGGUAUCUAUUACCCAUUGCCAAAUCAAAGCUUAGACCUUGGCAACAUUAGGUUUCUUGAUUCUAUCCAAGAAUUAUGUUUAAACCAUUUAAAUUUACUGUCUGUUGAAAAUCUACAAUUGCCAUCUUCAAUUUUAAUAUUGAACCUAUCAGAUAACAAGAUCGUUAAUCUUGAUGGUUUGAAACUUCCCUACAUGUUAAGAAAACUAGAUCUAUCACAUAAUAACAUUACUUUUAUCAGACGGGGCUUCUUUCCCAACGCUUUAGACGAGCUUAAUUUAGGAAGUAAUAGACUAAACUUACUAGCCGGUCAUAUAUUCCCUAAUAGUAUAUGCAGCUUGGACUUGUCAAAUAAUUUUAUCAGAGAUGUUAACUUUAUAAUACCACGGGAUCUUAAGUAUUUGAGCCUUCGGCAUUGCCCUAUAAAGAACAUAUGUGUUGAUGCCAGAACAACUAUUGCUAACAAUAACAUAAAAAUUGACCUCUGGUGA
This is a messenger RNA of Debaryomyces fabryi, 1128 nucleotides long. RefSeq lists its product as uncharacterized. The coding region runs from base 1 to 1128 and encodes 375 amino acids. Gene Ontology annotation, cellular component: cytoplasm. The record is from RefSeq and is a predicted model, not a curated record. NCBI's taxonomy places the organism in Eukaryota, Fungi, Ascomycota, Pichiomycetes, Serinales, Debaryomycetaceae. Gene Ontology annotation, molecular function: protein binding. The transcript has a single exon.